AUGGAGUCUACGCCGGUUAAUUGGGAAGCCCUAGACUCUCUCCUCAUCGAUUUCGCCAAAUCGGAAAACCUAAUUGAAGAAGACUCCUCCGUCCCCUCCCCCUCCUCCUCCUCCUACCACUCCCGCCUCCUCAUCCGCCACAUCCGACGCUCUCUCCACACCGGCGCCGUCGACGCUGCCGUCCAUCUCCUCCGCCUCCACGCCCCCUCCAUCCUCACUGACCACAAGAUUCUUUUCCGCCUCCACAAACAGAAAUUUAUUGAGCUUCUUCGGAAGGGGACUGCGGAGGAUCGGGACUCUGCUAUCGAGUGUCUGAGGACGUCUCUCGCUCCUUGCGCGCUGGAUGCUUAUCCGGAAGCAUAUGAGGAAUUCAAGCACGUUCUGCUCGCGUUUAUAUAUGACAAGGAUGAUAAGACUUCUCCCGUGGCAAAUGAGGGCACCAUUAUAGGUGUGUUCUAUCCUUUGUGUGAACCGUGGUUUGGUAAGCUCAUGAUGAUGCUUGCUUAUUUUAUGCAGUGGUCAGAACGGAGGAGGCUUGACUUAGCUGGAUAUAUGUCCUCUAUGUUACGGGCUCAUUUAAAUGCCUAUGACCCGAUUUUUUCAAUGGCUCUGAGAUAUUUAAUAAGGGUAUAUUGUUUACGUCAAGGUAUUACGUCACCGAUCUCUGAUCUGACUGAAAGAUUGCUCCUUGAAGAGCGUGAUCCUCCUGCAACAUCGCAAGACAUUUUAUAUGAAGUUCCACCAUUUGAUGAGGUUGACAUACAGGCUCUUGCGCAUGCCGUAGAACUUACCAGACAAGGGGCAAUUGAUAGCUUGAGAUUCAGUAAGGGUGAUCUGUUCCUGGCAUUUCAGAAUGAAUUAUGUCGGAUGAGGUUGGAUGUUCCACUUCUUGACCAACUUGUUAGAGAGUAUUGUGUUUACAGAGGCAUUGUUGACUCUGCAUCCGGGAAGCAACCUAUUCCAGAACCCGUGAAAUUCAACCCGCAAGACCCUGGGUAUUGCUCAUCAAGGGAUUAUUCUCUUGAGAUAGAGUGUAACGCCAACAAGCAUUCUGAUGGUGAAACUUCCAUUACCAAUGUUCAGAUGGACAGGUCCCCUGAAAAUAAUGCUGAUGUGACUAGCAUGAGACAAAUUGAUUUUGAAGUACGAUAUGCUUCUGAACUCACAAGCCUCCAUGAAGACUGUAGCACCAGUGGUUCGCAGCAACAUGACGAAGCAAGUGCUUUGCAACGAAGCAGGUUGCCUGGAAAUGGAGAAAGGAGCAAGCGCAAGCGAUGGAGAGGACGGUAUGAUGACAAUAGUUACAUGCCCAAUGCUUCUUUAGAAGAGCACAACAAGCAAGAGCAUAGCAUAAGUACUGUUGUUUCAACUAUAUCAAAGGAGAAACAGGGCUCUGAAAAGCUUUCUGUACAUGAUGUUAGUAAUGUGGAAGAUAGAUACGAGAUUCUGUUGGGAAUGAAGGAAUUAGCUAGCAGAGGAAUGGCUGCUGAAGCAGUAGAGGAGGUUAAUGCUAUUGAUCCCAAUUUCUUUGCCCAGAACUCUGUUUUGCUCUUCCAACUUAAGCAGGUUGAAUUCCUCAAGUUGGUUGGCUCUGGUGAUUAUAAUGCUGCUUUAAGGGUUGCUUGCACCCAUUUGGGUCCUUUAGCUGCUAGUGAUCCUGCCUUACUAAAGCCUUUAAAGGAAACUCUUUUGGCUUUGCUACGGCCUAAUGAAGAUGCUCUUGGAAAUGCAUUACCUUUGCAUGCUCUAGCCGCAUCUCUCCAGGUUGCAGUUGGUCGAAGGUUUGGUGUUGAAGAACCUCAACUCAUGAAAAUAAUGCGAGCCACUCUUUAUACUCAUAAUGAGUGGUUUAAACUUCAAAUGUGCAAAGAUCGUUUUGAAGGUCUUCUGAGGAUUGAUUCCUUGAAGGAAGCCAACACUCCCUUCCUUGCACCAGUCUCUACAUCCAAGUCCUAUGCUGAUAGCUGCACAAAUGGAUCUUCUCAGGCUACAGUAUCUUCAGGCACCAGGAUGUCAGAAGAUGGUAGCAGUCCAACUCCGGUAUCUUCAAGGGAUGUCAUCUGUGACGAAGGCGCAAUUCUUAAAGUAAUGGAGUUUUUAGCUUUGCCUAGGGCUGAUGCAAUACAUCUACUUUCACAAUACAACGGAAAUGCAGAGACAGUCAUUCAGCAGAUAUUUGCCUAG
Messenger RNA from Sphenostylis stenocarpa, 2184 nucleotides. NCBI's taxonomy places the organism in Eukaryota, Viridiplantae, Streptophyta, Magnoliopsida, Fabales, Fabaceae. The record is from the annotation of a GenBank genome assembly.